UCUCACACAACUUAAUAUCCAAAAGUGCCCAUAUGACCCACUCCACUCACCUUCCCCAAGUGCCCAAAAAAAUCUAUCAACACAACAGAAGCACAAGUAGAUCAAAUGAUACAAUUAUAAACUAUUAGCAACUAAAAAGCUACAAAUUUCCAAGCUGCUUGAAGCUUUCAAGAAUGGCUACCAUGACUUCAAUUCCCCUGCCCUCAUCUUCAUCCUCUUUACAUCUUAAUAUUUACUCCUCACUUCCAACAUUUUCUCCAAAACAUACCCAUGAUCAUGUGCCCUGCUGGUUCAGACCCACGAGGCAAAGAUUGUCAUCAAAGACUUUACCAAGGGGCCUGAGAAUCAGAAAUGCAGCCACUAAGCCUGCAAAAUCACCAGCUGAAGAAGACUGGAAGAUUAAGAGGGAAUAUCUGCUACAGAAAAAGGUAAGGAGUGUGGAUGUAAAGGAAGCUCUGCGCCUUCAGAAAGAAAACAAUUUUGUGAUUCUUGACGUACGGCCUGAAGCAGAAUUCAAAGAGGCUCAUCCACCAGGUGCUAUCAAUGUGCAAAUAUAUAGGCUUAUAAAGGAGUGGACAGCAUGGGAUAUUGCCAGACGUGCUGCAUUUGCAUUUUUUGGCAUCUUCUCUGGCACAGAAGAGAAUCCUGAGUUCAUACAAAGUGUGGAAUCAAAAAUUGAUAAGAAUGCAAAGAUAAUAGUAGCCUGCGCAGCUGGGGGUACAAUGAAACCAACCCAAAAUCUCCCUGAAGGUCAACAAUCCAGGUCACUGAUAGCAGCCUACUUGCUUGUCCUCAACGGUUAUGCCAAUGUCUUUCACUUAGAAGGGGGCCUUUACAAAUGGUUCAAAGAGGAACUGCCAUCAGUUACAGAAGAGUAAAGAAUUAGACGGUGCUUCCAAAGUCGCUCAAGUUUUGUCCCAAAUGAGACUAUCAAUGUACUCUCAUCGUGAUUCACUCUACUUUUCUCCCAAGUGAAUCUUCUUUGUAUGAAGACCAAGGUGUAAUUAUAUUGGAGGCUUUAAUUGAGGUCUUAAUAGGAAAUGCUUUGGCGUUUUUUUGUAUUUAAGAGGUAGAGUAAAAAAGGGUCUAUAAAACAAAAAUGAAAUGCUUUUAAAUUAUAUCAGACAAGCACCUGAUCAGACAAAGGAGAGAGAAUCCUCAUGCAUAAUGGAUUGGCUUCCUGUAAA
Molecule: messenger RNA, 1187 nt
Organism: Corylus avellana
Lineage: Eukaryota; Viridiplantae; Streptophyta; Magnoliopsida; Fagales; Betulaceae
Product: Rhodanese/Cell cycle control phosphatase superfamily protein
Cellular component (GO): chloroplast
Source: RefSeq, a predicted model, not a curated record